AUGUCGGAACUCUCCAAGUUUCGCCGCGCUGCGGGCGAACGCUACGUGCCCUACACUCCCACCGAUGGCUUAAACCUCCAACUCCGUGCGCCUCAGCCUCGACGCCGCGUAUAUGGGGAGGAGGAAGGCGUACCCGCUCUGCCGCCGAUGAAGGACGUCGUCUCGCACAGCAAGGGCGCUAAUUUCGACGCCGCCGCCGCUUUACGUGGCCUCAUGGAUGACAACACCCAAACUACAGGCCCAACCUCAACCGUUCCCCGCUUCUCUACGGGUUCCAACACGUACGCGUCGCCGGCCUCGAGACGAGGAGGCUACGGCCACCGUGCCUUCCUCGCUCGGUCCAGGUCCCACCGCAGCCAGGGAGACGCUUCUACUGGUGCCAACGGCACCUUCCCUCACCGCUGGACCCACGCCGCCUUCCCUCGCACCAAGCAGACUCAAGACACCUUCCACAAGUCGAUCCGUCGCUUCCAGAAGUACGACAAGCACCACCGUGGCCUUCGCACUCUGCAGCAUGUGGGUGGCGGAGACCAAACCACCGAGUGGCGUACGCAGAACCACCACCUCCUGAUGGGGCAGGACUGUGCCAACUUCGCGCAAGAGGAGGCAGCCUGCGAUCUCCCCAUGCCCCGUACCGUACGGCCUGGCAUCAUGGCUUCCGUCCGCCUCGACCCCGACCUUCCUCCUCUCUCGGCUGAGCAUCCCACGCGCGUGUGGAACGCGAUACUCCACGCCCUCGCUCCGAAGCUCCAGCCCAUCGUCCGCUGGGAGUACGAGAAUGUCGUGCUUGGCGUGGAAGAGGGUUAUGUCGCGCAUGUCACCAUUCUCCUUCCUCCAACGCACCCUGCCAUUGUGGAACAUCCUGCUGCCAGCGCGCUCCCCGAAGACCGGUACUCGCGCGAGUAUGCCGAGUCAGUGAAGGUGCUGGGCGGAGUGCGCAGUUGGGUCGGCCAAGGCCGUAAACGCAAGACGGACGCUCAGAACUCGACUAUCACCUUAUGUCUCUCCGAGAACGCGCUCGGGUGGGUAUAUGACCCGCAAAUAAUGAGCAUCGACGGGAGUCUUGAGAAGACCACGGCGUUAGCGCCAGUUGUGGAUCUCGGGAUGGACCUCGUCAAUGGCACCACUGCUUCGAUCGAGUUCCAGCAGGACCAUGACCUUGGAGUCUACGGCUGUCGCCUCACUGUGGGCCGGGAACCACACUUCCAGACUUACAUGGAGGAUACUGUUCACCCGUCGGCGCAUGCCGCAGAGGAGGCUGUGUGCCGACGCGCGGUCGAACUAAACGUCCGUGUCUUCCUCGCAUGGCUGCAGGAGACCGAGGUCGUUGAGGUUCAAGACCGGGCUAUCGGCACCGACGACGAUGGCCAGAUCGGGAUCGACGAAGAUGAGCUGCCGAUCUGCGGCGUUCCGAUGGUCAGCGACAACCAAACCAUGAGCACCUCCGAGGGCAGGAGCGACUCUGAGAACUCGAGCUCCUCCACAGGAACUGCCGUCAAUGGCGUCAACGUCGGCAGCGCAGGGCUCUCCAAUAACGGGGAAACCGAGGCGAGCGAGGAAGACUACUCGGCUGGAAGGGGAGACGGCGACGUUGUUGAGCCCAAUCGGCAGGUGCCGGACGCCAACCCUGAAGGCAUAAGUGCUCUCCUCCCUUCCCCUAGUGAUACCCAACAGCCUGCCACUCCUCGCGCCUCCGACAUUUUGAUCAAGCAAGGGGGCGAAGAGACCGAGCUGUUCGUUCCUCGGCCCAAGUCGGCGGAAAUCGACUGGCAGUCGCAGCUCGCGUAUUUUUGUCACAUCUCUGCUCUUCCCCCUCCAACUUACUCGCAGCGCAUUGUGCGUCGCUCUCGCGAGUCGACAGUGUUUGUUGGCAAGGUCAAGAUUGAGAACGAGACUUAUGAGUCGGCGGAUGCGUACGACACCAUCUUCGUUGCUCGCCAGUCGAUCGCCCGGGAGGUGUUCACAGAGACGUUUCGACAGCAGCCGGCGGCCGUGGCAGACAUGCCACCGGACUUUCGUCCCUGA
Cutaneotrichosporon cavernicola is the source of this 2025-nucleotide messenger RNA. RefSeq lists its product as uncharacterized. The record is from RefSeq and is a predicted model, not a curated record. The coding region runs from base 1 to 2025 and encodes 674 amino acids. The transcript is spliced from 5 exons. Lineage: Eukaryota; Fungi; Basidiomycota; Tremellomycetes; Trichosporonales; Trichosporonaceae.